AUGUUUACGUUCGCCAGGGAUAAUGCCAAUCUGCAGGAUGGAUGCGUUGCCUGUUUUGAUUUGGACCUGCUGGGCUCCCCCGUGGAUGCUGGUGAUGGCAUGUUGUUGCGGGCCCGCGUUGUCCAAACAGCCCACGUCUGGUGCACGAACAGCCAAGCUGCAAAUGUUGAGAUAGCUGUUGAUGACCGGAAGGUGUUGCUACGCCUCCGACGAUGUGAUUAUUACGCAGUGGCUCAGCAUGCUUCCAAAGUCCGUGUUGCGUGGGUUGUUGCAAGGCCCUCCCCUGGGGCAGUGAUCCUUGAUGCCACUGUGGGACACGCCUUUGUCAUUGCGAAUUGUGUGGUGCGACAGGACAGCACAGUGCAUGUUGCAGAGGUCUUUAGUGGGGGUUUCUGCGGAUGGUCCCAAGCAGCAUGGCGCAUGAGUGCCAUGGGUGUGCCCAGCCGCACGUCCUGGCUUUUGGACGAUGAUACCAAGCUCGUUGACCCAGAAAGCCUGGUGAAUGCCUGCCUUCAGGACUGCACCCGCAGUGGCCGGGCCUCAUUCCUGAAGGUCACACACGCAUGGCAGCUUGGCCACCUUGAUCGGGUUGAAGUCUUGAUGGCCCGUGAGGCCCUGCGUGCCGAGAUUGACUUUGGCCUUUGCAGGUCCCCGUGUGCCAUGCAUCGCUUGCAAGUCUUUGCGCCACCCCCGGAUGACGCAGAGCCCACUCUUACAGCGUCGUUCUCCAUUCUGCUCAGAGUUGACCAAGUGCUUGAUGCUUUAGGGUUCGACGUGCAGUGCCCGGGCAUCCAGGUUGCUGAGGCCUGUUUCCCGGCCAUCCCCGUGCAGGCGUGCCACACUGGCCGUCCCUUGUCUUGUGUCGGUGCUGUGUACCAAGUCACCCAGGGUCUUGCAUGCCUGAUGCGCGACAGCAGUGAUGUCUUUGCACAACUAAGGGCUGUUCUUCAGCCGGAGCAUCCCCAGCUGACGGGUGCACAGGUUUUUACUGACGUACAUGGCCGAAUCCUGCACAGACUUUCAGACAUGCCCACCUGCGUGUGCCUUCUCCCUGCGAGUGAGCCAUUGCUUCCUGGCUUGCCGGCGUUGUCAGGCAAUGAGGUGUGUGCGGCCCUGUUGACCAAGCGCCAGGCGCCUUACCACUUUGCGAUCCCAGCUGGUGCUGCCACAGCGUGGUACGCGCGCUUCCCCACAGUCCUGCUUGAGCGCCUUGGAUGGGACAGUGAGUUUGGACCGCUCCCAAACGCCGCAGGGGAGCAGCUGCAUCUGACCAUCCGUGCCAGUAAGCGCCCCUUGCUGGUGCCUCUUGCCGGCAUGCUGGACUACCUUCGCUGCACUCUCUUCCUGGAACAGCUGCGCAUGCUCGUGCAAACAUCCACGGGAGCAACUGUGAUGACUGAACUUCAAGUCAAUGCCCACACGGUGUCAGUACUUGCCUUGCCUGCUACCAUGCCUACUGCAGCCGUUGCCCAAUGCUGGGAGAAUGCAUCGUAUUGCUUGGCCUUGGGCCCGGGGGUCCGUGUCUUCUCGGGGCCCUUCCCUCUACCAAUCGACGCCGUGCUCGGCCAUAUCUCUGGUCAGGCGUUGCACCGUGCCGGGGGUGGACCACUUGUGCUUAGCGUGAUGCCUGAGGUCCGAGGAGGAGGAGCCAAGGACGCUAACGUCCAAUUAGCUAAGACCCGCCUUGCCACGGUUUUGCUUGAUAGGGGUAUAGACCUGCACGCUGCGGCUGUCGCAGUGGAUAAGCUGAUAGGAGCCAGGGGAGCGGCUGCGUGCCUCCAACAGGUCCAGGCCACUGACUUGCACCAGCGCUGGGAGGCCUUGACAGCGUUUGCGGCAGGGGCAGGCGUUACACUCCCGGAAGGAGACAAUCGAGCCACGAAGGCGGCAGUCCGCAUCCAGCGGGCUGUCCAAAGACGCAAGCUCCACAAUCUGCCUACACCCGGUGCCAAGGACUUCUACAUAGCCCCGGACAUUUGGCGCAGUGUGGACGGCAACCCCGUCCCCAUCAUCCGAUCCAUCAGCCAAGGUGCCAGUGGGGUGAUCCUGAUGGACGCCGCACAGGCACGCAAGGAGGACUUGGCCCUGCUCCGUGAGAUGAAAGCAGAUAGCCUGUGCGUGCUGGUGCUUGGCCAUGAAUGCCCUGAGCCGGACCGCUGCGCCGGCAAAGUGAGCGUGUCUGCUACACAUGCCACCACCCAGGAGCCUCAUUUGCUUGCCGCCUGCAUGCACAACGUGGGCACCACGGAAGUUAGGCCAAAGUACAAGCAACAGGCCACUGUAACUGUAGAGGGGAUGACGUGUUGCUCCUUCAGCAUGUACAGGGAUGACUUAGCCGACGGUCAGGAUUGGCAGACCAUUGCCAAGCAACCAGUCCGGGAGGCGCAGCAAGCCUUCACAGCACCAGGGCAGGACCGCAUCCUUGUUCACCCGUGGGGCCGCUCUUUUCGUGCUGAUGGCAAGGCCUCUCUGCCGCAGGCGUCCGACUCCAUCCAGUUUCAUGCCAAGGUACCAGACGCUCAACUCCCCGCUGUCUUGCGCAAAAGUGGCUUCAACCAUGUGUACGUGCUGCCAAAAAGCUGGGAGGACUCCAGGCCGCUCCCGGAAUGGGCCAUUGUCUGGCUGCCUGGUGGCCGGAGCGAGGCAGAGAGGCUAGCACUUUUGGUCCCCCACCAACAUGGCCUUGUGCGAGGUCGCAAUCGCUAUGGCCUGCGUGUGCCAGCUGCCGAGUUCUCGGCAACCUUCAAACAACUGCGACCUGCCGACACCGUGCCAGAAAAUAUCCAAGUCCGCCUCUUGUUUAAGGUAGGCCCACUACCAGCCAAAGCUUCCCAGGAGGAGUUGGCUCAAUGGGCAGGCAAGCUAGGCUGGAAGGUGAAGGUGUUGAAAAUGUUGGGGCCAGCGCACUGGCUAGUUGGCUCAGCCUCCUCACCACCAACCACACUGCCUACGUUCAAUGACUGCCCAGUGCUCAUAGCGGCAGUCCCUUCACGUGCGGCUGCCAAACCAGUCGUGCAAGCUGGACGAUUGCCAGACCUGCCUGCCUCUGUUCCUGCAACAUCCUCGCAGACUUUCGCUGGCGACGCCCACACCCAACGGACCCUUGGGGCGCUUACCUGCAGCAGCAAGGCCGCGCCAUCCGUCCGCCGCAACAGCCUACCAGCCUGA
Symbiodinium natans is the source of this 3168-nucleotide messenger RNA. NCBI's taxonomy places the organism in Eukaryota, Dinophyceae, Suessiales, Symbiodiniaceae. The record is from the annotation of a GenBank genome assembly.